AUGGGAACCAUGACUCCAAUUGAGGAGAAACCAUCUGGAUAUCGCUGGGAAGAGCCCCCUCCUAGCUAUAACGAUGAUGAGGAUGAUGAAUUUACACCACAAGAGAAGAAGAAGAUUAUUCGACGAAUUGAUCUGCGUCUGGUGACUAUGACCGGAUUGGCUUAUUGCAUCUCGCUUAUGGAUCGGACAAAUCUCAGCAUGGCCGCCGUUGCAGGAUUGAAACAGGAAUUGCGACUCGACAUUGGCGAACGUUAUUCCAUUAUCGUCCUCAUGUUCUUCGUACCCUACAUCAUCUUCCAGCCCCCGAUGACGAUUAUUAUUCGAAAAGUUGGCCCAACAUAUUUCCUGGGCUCGAUUAUUGUAUGCUGGGCGGGCAUCAUGAUUGGAAUGGGAUUCGUCCAGGACUGGGGCGCGUUGGUUGGAACGCGUGUGCUUUUGGGUGUGCUGGAAGCUGGUUACUUCCCUGGUUGUGUCUACUUGCUAUCUUGCUGGUAUACUCGAUAUGACGUUCAAAAGCGAUUCUCCGUUUUCUAUCUCAUUGGAUGUGUCGCUUCUGCAUUGGCGGGUAUCCUUGCGUUUGGUCUGAUGCAAUUGAACGGAAAGCAUGGGUUGACCGGCUGGAGAUGGAUCUUCAUCCUUGAGGGAGUGAUCACGGGCUUUAUUGGCAUCCUGUGCUUCUUCUUCCUCGUCGACUUCCCUGACCGCGCACACAAGUCCUGGCGCUUCCUAAAUGAGAGAGAAUGCGCGUUCAUUGUCCGUCGCAUUAACAAGGACAGAAAUGAUGGCGAUAUGGAAGCCUUCUCUCUCAAGAAGUUCCUAAAACCUGCAACGGAUCUUAAGAUCUGGGGCUUUGCCAUGAUCUUCUUCUGUCUCACUACCGUGACUUACGCCAUUGCCUAUUUCUUGCCCAUUAUCCUCAUGAACGGCAUGGGAUACGGUGUAGGCGAAGCCCAAUGCCUUGUCGCCCCGCCCUACGGGUUCGCAGGAAUCGUCAUGUACACCACGGCCUGGGUCGGCGACAAGUACCGCAUGCGCGCACCGGUUCUAAUUUUCAACGCCCUGCUCGCCAUCAUCGGCCUGCCAAUGAUGGGAUUCGCUAAGAGCGAUGCCGUCCGCUAUGUCGGCGUGUUUUUCACUGUUGCCGGUGCUAAUGCUAAUAUCCCAGCCUGCAUGGCAUACCAGGCGAACAAUGUGCGUGGCCAAUGGACGCGUGCUUUCUCCAGUGCUACACUUGUAGGGUUCGGAGGUCUCGGUGGUAUCGUGAGUAGUUUGGUGUUCCGUGAACAGGACGCACCUGGGUACCGGCCCGGAAUGUAUGCUGCUAUCGCGUGCAAUAUUCUCAUCAUCUUGCUGGUUCUGGUUUUGAGUCUGUGGUUCCGAAUCUGUAAUAAGCAGGCGGACCGGGGAAAGCGGGUCAUUGAGGGUGAUGCGGCUUUCCGAUAUACGAUUUGA
Molecule: messenger RNA, 1452 nt
Organism: Penicillium verrucosum
Lineage: Eukaryota; Fungi; Ascomycota; Eurotiomycetes; Eurotiales; Aspergillaceae
Product: putative phthalate transporter
Exons: 9
Coding region: 1-1452 (483 amino acids)
Biological process (GO): transmembrane transport
Cellular component (GO): membrane
Molecular function (GO): transmembrane transporter activity
Source: RefSeq, a predicted model, not a curated record